AUGUCCUCUGCCUUUCGGGUAGUUGAACACUCUGUUAAUGCGCAGCAGAUCCGAGAGUAUCCCGCCGCGACGGCAGGCAGACAGGAAGAUGUUCUCCAGCUGGCAGUCAAACAAUACGUGCCUCUCAGCAACCCCGACCCUCAACCAGGCGACCUGAGCAUCAUCGGUGCCCAUGCAAAUGGCUUCCCGAAGGAGCUAUAUGAGCCUUUGUGGGAAGACAUAUACCACCGCUUGAAAGCGAAAGGUAUUAGGAUCAGCGGAAUCUGGAUCGCGGAUGUCGCCCACCAAGGCCAAAGUGGGGUAGUAAAUGAAAGCAAGCUCGGGAAUGACCCGUCGGUUUUGGAUCACGCUCGAGAUCUUCUGUUGAUGAUCAACCAGUUCCGUGAACAGCUGCCCAGACCUAUUGUCGGGAUUGGACACAGCGUCGGAGCAGUUCAGCUAAUUGCCCUGUCUCUGCUACAUCCCCGGCUCCUCCAGUCCCUGGUUCUCAUCGAACCCCCUAUGUCACCCAUCGCGAUCAGCCAAGGCGCCCUGGCCACGAUCAAAGCAUCCACAUUCCGGAAGGAUCUAUGGCCAUCCCAUGACGCAGCCAGAACGGCUAUGCUGCAGAAAUCGUUCUACCAGCGUUGGGAUCCUCGGGUGUUCGACCGGUGGAUCGAACACGGGCUGCGCGAUACCCCGACUACGCUCCAUCCCGAGCCCGGGGCAGUGACACUGACGACGACAAAGUCUCAUGAGGUUCUCACAUAUCUGCGUCCGUUGUACGAGACACAGCAUGAUGCAACUGGAAUCUGUAAACCCGAUAAACUCGCCUACCCCGAUCUUGACCCAACAAAGCUUGCCCCGGAUAGCGUUGGCUAUAACGCCGGUGUGGAUUUUGUGUGGCAGAAUCUACCGACAUUACGGCCCACGGCACUUUAUAUUGUCGGUGGCGCGAGUCACUUGGGGACGUCGGAGCUGCAGACGCUGAGACUGGGUCGGACAGGCACGGGGGUUGGGGGGAAUGGGGGAGCCCGAACUGCGGGCGUCGGCCAUGUCACUAUUCCCAAUGGCGGACACCUUCUUCCCAUGGAGAUGGUCGAGGGUACUGCUGUGGCUGCUGUAGAGUGGCUAGCACUGCAUGUGCCGUCGGUGCUGCAUAUAGACGGGGAGUUUGAGAGGCGCUGGAACAAGCUGACCGGGGUCGAGAAAUCGACGCUGGACGAACGGUGGUAUACUAUGGCGAGCUCGAUUGUAGCCAAGUCCAAUGGAUCGAAAUUGUAA
Molecule: messenger RNA, 1263 nt
Organism: Aspergillus versicolor CBS 583.65
Lineage: Eukaryota; Fungi; Ascomycota; Eurotiomycetes; Eurotiales; Aspergillaceae
Exons: 3
Coding region: 1-1263 (420 amino acids)
Source: RefSeq, a predicted model, not a curated record